Molecule: messenger RNA, 1352 nt
Organism: Hylaeus anthracinus
Lineage: Eukaryota; Metazoa; Arthropoda; Insecta; Hymenoptera; Colletidae
Gene: Tcs4
Product: tRNA N6-adenosine threonylcarbamoyltransferase, mitochondrial
Exons: 5
Coding region: 69-1352 (427 amino acids)
Biological process (GO): tRNA threonylcarbamoyladenosine modification
Cellular component (GO): mitochondrion
Source: RefSeq, a predicted model, not a curated record
AUAUACCAAAAAAACAUAUUUUUGUAUACAUAUAAUAAUGUGAAAUGUUUAAAAUAUAAAUAAAAGACAUGGUGUGGAAUGUGCGAUUGUUAUUUCACAAAUCUUUAUCGAAGCAUUUCUUGUAUUGUAACACACUAUUGUACUCACAAAAACAUGACUUGAAUUUAUUACGAAAUCUUUUCCACGAUAGACCAGCUAUAGUUUUGGGCAUAGAAUCUAGCUGUGAUGAGACAGGUUGUGGAAUAGUUGAUAGUACAGGUAUUAUACUAGGUGAAGCUAUUAAUUCUCAACAUCGUAUCCAUUUAAAUUAUGGAGGAAUAAUUCCUUCGUUUGCACGAAAAAUGCAUGCAGCCAAUAUUACCAGAAUCUGUGAAAAUGCAUUGAGAGUUGCAAAUAUAAAAUUAAAAGAUAUCGAUGCAGUGGCUACGACUGUAAAACCUGGUCUUCCUAUGUCGCUUGAUGUUGGAAUGAGGUUUGGAAAAUAUUUAGCACAAAUUGGAAAGAAACCGUUUAUACCUAUACAUCAUAUGGAAGCUCAUGCUUUAACAGUACGAGCUAGUGAAAAAGUUGAUUUUCCUUAUCUUGUUUUAUUAGUUUCUGGAGGUCAUUGUUUACUUACAAUUGUCGAAAAUGUAGAUAAAUUUUAUUUACUUGGCACUAGUAUAAAUAACACACCUGGAGAAAUAUUUGAUAAAAUUGCACGAAGACUCAAAUUAAGGAAUAUUCCCGAAUUUAGUACAUUAAAUGGAGGAUUAGCAAUAGAAACUGCAUCGCGUAAAGCAUCGAAUGUCAAUCAAUUUCUAUUCGAAUCUAGUAUGACAAAGUAUUACAAUUGCAAUUUUAGUUUUGCUGGAUUGUUGAGUGCUUGUAUAAGAUAUAUCGAACGAGAAGAGAAAAAACAUAAUGUAGGUGCAGAUAUGCUAAUCCCUGAUGUAUAUAAUUUGUGUGCAGCAUUUCAGUUAGCUGUUGUAACACAUAUUUGUCAAAGAACUCAACGAGCAAUGGAAUUUAUCGAUAAAAUGUCGUUGUUUCCCAAAGACAAACAGACCCUGGUUGUAUCUGGGGGGGUCGCUUGCAAUAAUUUUUUAGCAAAUGCGUUAAGUAUCGUAAGCGCAGAAUUUGGUUAUCGUUUCGUAAGAACGCCACCUAAAUUGUGUACAGAUAAUGGAGUAAUGAUUGCGUGGAAUGGAAUAGAAAGAUGGGUUACAAAUAGAGGUGUUAUUAGAGAUCCAGAUGAAAUUGAAAAAUUGUGCAUACAAAGCAGGGCUCCGUUAGGAGAAGAUUGGACAGAAAAAGUAGAGAGGGCGAAUUUGAAAUGCAAAUGGGUAAAAAUAAAGAAAAAUCUUAUUUGA